AUGUCGCCAGCAUCGUUAGCUUCGCCUGCGUCCCCCGUGAUGGCAGCGCCAGUAGGGGGAAGCGCGGCGCAAGGUGGGGAAAGCGGUGCGCAAGCGGUAGGGAGAAGCGGCCUAGGGGCAGCGGGAAGCAGUGCGCGAUCAGGGGGGGGAAAUGCGCCGGCGGUAGGGGGAAGCGGCACACGAACCAUAGGAGGAAUCACCGCGCGCGCGGCGGGGGGAGGCGGCGCACGCGCGGUGGUGCGCGUGGUGCGCGCGGACGGGAUGGACGUGGAGGCGCAGCUGCGGCUGGAGGAGAAGCUUCUCAGAAGCGACCCGACAAACAGCAACUGGUUCGUCUUCAAUGCUGACGUGGCAGCGCCGACCAUCGUGAUGGGGAUUUCAGGCAAGCCGCACGAACUGCUUCACACCGAGGCUGUCCUUGAGGCUCGGGUGCCGGUGGUCCGCCGGUUCAGCGGCGGAGGUACGGUGGUGCUGGACUCAGGCUCGGUGCUGACGAGCCUGAUCUGCCGGCGCGCGGCGGUGCCGAACCUGCCGUUGUACCCUCGGCCCAUAAUGGAAUGGACGGAGGGGCUGCUGGGGCCGGCCAUGACAAAUGUUCCGGGAUUCGCACUUAGAGAUAAUGACUACGUGGUGGGAGAUCUCAAGGUGGGCGGCAACGCGCAGAGCAUCACGGGCAGCAGCUUUCUGCACCACACGUCGUUCCUCUGGGACUUCUGCUCGCACCGCAUGGCGCUGCUGCAGCAGCCCUCGCGUGCUCCGGAGUACAGACAGUUUAUCACCAAACUUUGUCAAUAUUACUCAACGAAGGAUGAAUUCUUGAGAUCCGUUCUAGUUGCACUCGCUCUGCACUUUGACUUGCGGGCGACUGCUCUCCACCAAGUAGAGGCUCUGCCAUUCCAGCCUUGGAAAUCCGGUGUUGCUGUUCUUGCUCUGGAUGAGUUAACCACUGCUCCUAGUUUGUGA
This is a messenger RNA of Closterium sp. Naga37s-1, 963 nucleotides long. The record is from the annotation of a GenBank genome assembly. NCBI's taxonomy places the organism in Eukaryota, Viridiplantae, Streptophyta, Zygnematophyceae, Desmidiales, Closteriaceae.